ACUAACGUACGGCAGCCUCCGCUUUCUCAAUUAAUAUUCAAGUGUACAAUUAGUUGUUUAUAUGGUGUAAUCGUAUGAUUUGAUAGAGAUGCACGGCAAAUGCCCUCUUUGGCAGGAACUAGAACUCUUGUAAUUGUUGCAAACACUGCAGCAGAGAACAGACAUUUACACGUCAAUCUGGCAACUUCACUUUUCGGAUUUGUUUCAAGAACGCUGUGUUCGAGCGUGUACUGUAUCUCACUGUUUUGCGCGAAACCACGCUGGUUCUCUCAUCGAAGUGACCAAACCGAAUCUACUGAUAUGCAUGCAGAUAAUGGAUAUUUGCGCUUUCUGUCCACAACUCCCGAAUUUAUCGAGAUGGAUUAUUUACUGUGAGUUUCUUAAUAACUGUUUUUUUACUGGACGUCUCAUGGCAGCACAAGAGGUAAUUUGGUCGCUCACGUUUUACGGGAAGACAAACAUAUAGCGUUAUAUUGCAUUCUUUUACGGAGUGUUUAGGAAAUCUUCUGGUAUAUUGCGCACCGAGAAAUUUUAUCAUAUUCUUAACGUUUGUGAGGUCAUUUGACACGCGAACAUGAAUACAACAAUGGAACAUACUGGGGUUGAAGAAGUCAACCAGACUCACCAACAACAUGAGCCUAUCAGUUUCGGGAUCGACCAGAUCCUCAACAGCACGGACCAGCCCAGCAGCUGCAUGUUGCCGAACCGGACCAGCGACGCGGAUUACCCGCUGGCCUCCAACGUCUACGGCAAUGGCUACAACAGCGUGUAUAACCCGGCCUGCUCCAUGGCCGCGGGACUCGCGGGUUCUUACAAUGUCAACAUGAACAUGAACGUGAGCAUGAACAUGAACGUUAACGUAAACUCGGGUAAUGCUGGCGGGGUGAUUCGGGUUCCGGCCCACAGGCCGAUGCCGCCAACGCCCCACCCACCGCCCCCAACUCAUCCGGCGGGUAUCUCGGCCGGCAUGCCCACCGUGCCAACAGUGUCUACCAUGGGAAACGUGGCGAACUUUACGUUUCCUUGGAUGGAAAGCAGUAGACGGUUUGCGAAAGACAGAUUGACAGCGGAGCAGGCAGCGGAUGCACCGGUGGGAGGCCCGUGCAGCAGGGCGGGGCCCCCAUCCCUGGCCGGCCUCCGCCCUGUUUCCGAGGGGGAGCUGAGCGGGGCCCCCGUCUGGAGCUCCAUGGAAGCGUUAGCCAAACACUGUUACCCUGAUCUCGCUCUGCUGCGAGAUGCUAGUCCCCUCCUGGACUACCCCUUUCUCAAGGGCGCAUGCCCAGCGGCCCUGUCGCCAUUCUCUGUCACCCGUCGGAUCGGGCACCCCUAUCAGAACCGGACGCCGCCCAAGAGGAAAAAGCCGCGGACCUCCUUCAGUCGCGUGCAGAUCUGUGAGCUGGAGAAGCGAUUCCACCGGCAGAAGUACUUAGCGUCAGCCGAGCGCGCCACGCUGGCCAAGAACCUGAAGAUGACCGACGCACAGGUCAAGACUUGGUUUCAGAACAGGAGGACGAAGUGGAGGAGGCAGACUGCAGAGGAGCGGGAGGCAGAGAGGCAGCAGGCCAACCGGCUGAUGCUGCAGCUGCAGCAAGAGGCCUUUCAGAAGACCCUGAACCAGCCCCUGCAGCAGGACCCACUGUGCCUGCACAACUCCUCCCUCUACGCCCUGCAGAACCUGCAGCCCUGGGCCGAGGACAAUAAGCUGUCCGUCUAACAGAGGGCGGAGCUAAUCUUCAACCAUCCGUCUAACGGAAGGCGGAGCUAAUCUUCAACCAUCCAUCUAACAGAGGGCUGAGCUAAUCUUCAAAUGUCUGUCCAACAGAGGGCAGAGCUCAUCUUCAAAUGUGUGUCCACCUGGACGGAGCUCAUCUUCAAAUGUGUGUCCCACAGAGGGUAGAACUAAUCUGGGGGGGAACUAAUCUGAAACAUUUGACAGAUUCUAUCCUCAAGCCUGACUCACUCAAGGCUGGCCUGCAGGUUACCCCCUCUCACUUCCCCCUUGGAUUUCAUGGACAUAUGUCACACAGGUUCCAUAUGUGUCUGUAUGUGCACUUUUGAGUCACUCACUCUGUGAGGUGGAGGUAGUUGUGACAUUUUUACUGCAUCAAUCCCACCAAUGUGCUUUGUGUUGAACGUCAUUGUGACAUUGCCAGAUGGAGGCCUUGUUUUGGCUUUGCCAGUUCCUCAGAAGUACUGCCACAGACUCAGAAGAUUGUGUGCUCCAACCUUGCUUGCAUACUGAACGAUGUCAAUGCAGCUGUAAAUUGAAUUUAAGGCUUGGUUAGAAACCCCAGCAUGGACCCAUCAAACUCUGUUAUUUUGAGACAGGUCACUGUAUUGCCACUCAUAGAGACGCAUCAGCACAAGCAAGGGAGUGAACAGGUCUGCAAGGAACUGCACCUUGA
Molecule: messenger RNA, 2405 nt
Organism: Megalops cyprinoides (Indo-Pacific tarpon)
Lineage: Eukaryota; Metazoa; Chordata; Actinopteri; Elopiformes; Megalopidae
Gene: tlx2
Product: T cell leukemia homeobox 2
Exons: 5
Coding region: 575-1714 (379 amino acids)
Biological process (GO): regulation of transcription by RNA polymerase II; animal organ development
Cellular component (GO): nucleus
Molecular function (GO): RNA polymerase II cis-regulatory region sequence-specific DNA binding; DNA-binding transcription factor activity, RNA polymerase II-specific
Source: RefSeq, a predicted model, not a curated record